Molecule: messenger RNA, 8163 nt
Organism: Cebus imitator (Panamanian white-faced capuchin)
Lineage: Eukaryota; Metazoa; Chordata; Mammalia; Primates; Cebidae
Gene: GUF1
Product: GTP binding elongation factor GUF1
Exons: 16
Coding region: 226-2133 (635 amino acids)
Biological process (GO): positive regulation of translation
Cellular component (GO): mitochondrion
Molecular function (GO): GTPase activity; GTP binding; mitochondrial ribosome binding
Source: RefSeq, a predicted model, not a curated record
CACGACGUCGUGCGGCGUGCAGACGUCAGCAAACUGCGCCGCGUCUUCGGGGUUCAACCGGAGCCGGCAGUUGGGCGGAACCAUCAGGGGUUCAUUGUCUUGUCCGCUUCAGAGGAUCUGUUUGAGUCCUGUCCAUCGGACCCUACCGGGGUACCUUCGAAUAAAAGCGGGCUAUGCUGCUGUUGCGUGUCGGUACCCUCUCCUGACGCCUCCUCCGCCCGGGUCAUGUUGACCUUCGUGGGUCGGGGCUGGGGGUGCGCACGCGCGCUCGCGCCGCGGGCCACAGGGGCCUCCAUUCUGGUGGUCCCGGGUUCCCGGCCCGCGUUAACCUUCGGGGCUGCUCGGGAGUCCUGGGCUACCGACAGGCUCUACAGCGCCGCUGACCUCAAGGAAAAACUUGACAUGUCUAGAUUUCCUGUUGAAAAUAUUAGAAAUUUCAGUAUCAUUGCACAUGUGGAUCAUGGCAAAAGUACUUUAGCUGACAGGCUCCUAGAACUUACAGGGACAAUUGAUAAAACAAAGAAUAAUAAGCAAGUUCUCGAUAAAUUGCAAGUGGAACGAGAAAGAGGAAUCACUGUUAAAGCACAGACAGCAUCUCUUUUUCACAAUUAUGAAGGAAAGCAGUACCUUUUAAAUCUCAUUGAUACACCAGGCCAUGUUGAUUUUAGUUACGAAGUAUCCAGGUCACUUUCUGCUUGCCAGGGAGUUUUACUCGUGGUUGAUGCAAAUGAGGGUAUUCAAGCCCAAACUGUAGCAAACUUCUUUCUUGCCUUUGAAGCACAGCUAUCGGUAAUUCCAGUUAUAAAUAAGAUAGAUCUGAAGAAUGCUGAUCCUGAAAGGGUUGAAAACCAAAUUGAGAAAGUGUUUGAUAUUCCAAGUGAUGAAUGUAUUAAGAUUUCUGCUAAACUUGGAACAAAUGUUGAGAGUGUUCUUCAGGCAGUUAUUGAAAGAAUCCCCCCUCCUAAAGUGCAUCGCAAAAAUCCCUUGAGAGCUUUGGUAUUUGACUCCACCUUUGACCACUAUAGAGGCGUGGUAGCCAAUGUAGCAUUAUUUGAUGGAGUGGUUUCCAAAGGAGAUAAAAUUGUAUCUGCACAUACUCAAAAGACAUACGAAGUUAAUGAAGUAGGAGUUUUGAAUCCUAAUGAGCAGCCAACUCAUAAAUUAUAUGCAGGACAGGUGGGCUAUCUGAUUGCUGGGAUGAAAGAUGUCACUGAAGCACAAAUAGGAGAUACAUUACAUUUACAUAAGCAACCAGUGGAGCCCUUGCCUGGGUUUAAAUCAGCGAAACCAAUGGUAUUUGCAGGAAUAUAUCCUGUAGACCAAUCUGAAUAUAACAAUCUGAAGAGUGCCAUAGAGAAACUGACUUUAAAUGAUUCCAGUGUGACAAUUCAUCGGGAUAGUAGCCUUGCUCUGGGUGCUGGCUGGAGGCUAGGAUUUCUUGGACUUUUGCACAUGGAAGUAUUCAACCAGCGACUAGAGCAAGAAUAUAAUGCUUCUGUUAUUUUGACAACCCCUACUGUUCCAUAUAAAGCUGUACUUUCAUCAUCAAAACUGAUAAAGGAAUAUAGAGAAAAAGAAAUUACAAUUAUCAAUCCUGCACAAUUCCCUGAUAAAUCAAAAGUAACAGAAUAUUUGGAGCCAGUUGUUUUGGGUACUAUUAUCACACCAGAUGAAUAUACUGGAAAAAUAAUGAUGCUAUGCCAGGCUCGAAGAGCAGUUCAGAAGAAUAUGAUGUUUAUUGAUCAAAAUAGAGUUAUGCUUAAGUAUCUCUUUCCUUUGAAUGAAAUUGUGGUAGAUUUUUAUGACUCUUUGAAAUCCCUAUCUUCUGGAUAUGCCAGAGACAAAGCACACUCGAUUGGCAAAGCCAUGUGCGAACGGCUCAAGGAUUGUCUUCCUAGGCAACUGUUUGAGAUAGCAAUUCAAGCUUCUAUUGGAAGUAAAAUCAUUGCAAGAGAAACUGUGAAAGCCUAUAGGAAAAAUGUUUUGGCAAAAUGUUAUGGUGGUGAUAUUACCCGAAAAAUGAAACUUUUGAAGAAACAAGCAGAAGGGAAAAAAAAGCUGAGGAAAAUUGGCAACAUUGAAGUUCCAAAAGAUACUUUUAUAAAAGUUCUGAAAACACAAUCUUCUAAAUAAUUGGUGGGGAAACAAAGAAUUUUAAUAAAUUAAAAACUAUCUUUUUCUCAUUGCAAUUUGUAAUAUGCUGACAACAGAAUGAAAAUUAUACAAUUUGCUUGUUACAUUCAGGGUUUUCAGGUUUAAAUAACCUACUAGCCUUUUGUUGAAAGGGAUUAAUGAGUGGGUAGGUAAGAGCUUAGAUUUUGAAGCAGUGUUGUCUGUUCUCUAAUACCUGUUCCAACCAUUCACUAGUAAGGUGACCUUGGCCAAAUUAACAUGUUUCCUCUUUGGUAAAAUUGAGAUUAUACUACUACCUACAUAGGUUGUUGUUGUUGUGAAGAUUAAAUGAGGUAAUACAUUAAAUACUCAGAAGUGCAUGACAUAGUAAGCACUCAAUCAUAACUAAAGUGCUUAAUGUCAUCAAAAGGUUCUCAGAAGCUGACUUUAAGCAAAAUGACAUGUAGAAGACAGUCCUUGAAUAAUGUCAUUUCCUUCUAAGUGGUUUAUAACAUUGAUGAGAAAAAAAGCCUUGGUUUCUUAAUGUAUCAUUUCAUUUAAAGUCACAAUUUCCAUGAAUCUCAGUAAGUGAGGACUUGCUAUAUUUUGUUUUCAUGGAGUUUUCCCUUACUGACACUAAAAGGCCCCAUACUUAAGAUUCCAUCUACUUUAAGUUAAAGGAUUUUAAAAAUCACCUUAAAUGUCACAUUUGUUAGCAGGAUUAAUUUAUCUGAUAUAUGAAUCAUUUAUUAAACAGUAAACUUAAAUAACAUACUAUCUAAACAUACGCUCCAGUUCGUGAUAAAAUGUUUAUAGAUUUUAUCAGGUUGUUAGUUUGAAACUAAUGGUUUACAUACAUCUAAGUUAAGGACGGGAGCUUUCUUUCAGACAUUCAGAACACAUUUGUGUAAAAUGACCAGAUGUUUGGUAUUACCAGGAGCUCUUAAUGAGUUUAAUAAUUGUCUGAAUUUCAUAAUUAAAGAGACUUAACUUUAAAGUAACUUGAGAUUUCAUAGCCAGUAAAUAUCUCUUCAAAGCUCUCAGCUCCCAUGUUUAUUCAGCCAAUGAACAAACCAGACUGCAGACUAUAUUACAGCAAGAUAACAUUAUUUAGCCAUUGAUCUUUAUCUUUUACCUUGAAUGAAUUGAAUGAAGAAAACGUAUUUUAGGGAUAAAUACUAUCAAGGUGGAAUUUUAUACUAAGGUUAUGUGAAAGAAAAAUAAAUCUUAAAAAUCACUAAGCCAAAGGGAAGUCAAGGUGGGAACUCACUGAGGCAAACCUGCCUCCCAUUUUAUUCCUAAAUAAGACAGCCCACAAAGAUAAAAUUUGCCCACAAGGAAAUUCCUUGUGGACAGGGGACAGACAGAACUCAAAGUCAUCCUUCUGUUCAUGUGAAACAGAUGCAUGAAUGAUUGCUUCCUCGGCCCCAUGUUUCAGUAAACCAGAUUAAAAUAUAACUGACUAUAUCUCUACCUUCCUCUCACAUGUAAAUUGUAUAUUCAGAGAAAGGCUAAUCAGAAAGUCAAAAGAAUGCAACCCUUUGCUCUUACCUGCCUAUGGUUAAAGCUCCCUCCCUUCUUCGAGCUGUCCCACCUUUUAGGACUAGUGUACACCUUACACACACUGAUUGAUGUCUCAUGUCUCACUAAAAUGUAUAAAACCAAGCUGUGCCCCAACCAACUUGGGCACAUGUGGUGAGGACCUCCUGAGGUUGUGUCAUAGGCACACCCUUAACCCUGGGAAAAUAAACUUUCUAAACUGACCUGAGACCUAUCUCAGAUAUUUUGAGCUCACAGUAUUAAAGUGCAGAUUUACUUAAAAUUACGUGUAGAAGUAGCCUGUGACAUAGUCCUAGAUACAUAAAUUAUCAUCUAAUGUAUCUUCCCUCCCCCUUCCAGCUUCUCAUAAAACACAGAUGAAAACUGAAAAACCAUGACAGUAGUAUUUUGAAAAUGACAUUAUUUGAGACUAAAAAAUAAUUUGUAAAACCAAGUGUUCUGUUCUAUCACUGCCAAGGGAAAGUUACAAAUUAGAACAUAAUAUGUACUAUGUGCUUGCUAUUUAAAAAUUUAUCAAUAUUAGCCUUUUUAAUUCAGAUUAAUUUUGUUUUCUUAACCUAUGACUCUUUAGGAAACCGUUUCAGUUAUAAUAGCACAAAAAAAAGCAUGUUCCAUAAGCUUAAUUUCUUUCCCCUUCCCACUUUCCCACUCAGAUGACUUAGUGAUUUGGAGUUGUGUGCUUUCUAAGUGUAUUCCUCAGAUGACCUAAUAUUACUAAGAUUUUAGCAAAUAUUAAAAUAUGUUUAAACACUUACCAAUAUUAAAAUAAGCACUGUUUAUUGAAUUUAAUAUGUGACAACCACCGUGCUGAGUUCUGUAUGCUUCCCUCAUUCAGUGUAUGUACAGGUUUGGGGGAAGAAACAGAGACUUCUUUAUUUCCCAAAGUCACAGUUCUUGACAGAGCUGGGAUUCAAUGGUUUCUUUCUUCAAAAAGUUAAGUUCUUUGCCUGACAGCAGCUUAGCUCGUGAGUUAGGGAAUGAAAGUGGCCAGUUUUCCACUCCUCAGCUUGUGGAGGAGCUUGAGUACAAGAACAUCAACUAAGCCCCUAACAUCAAGGGCAGGAAAAUGGAAAGGAGAAUUUUUAGACUUUUAAAGCACAGAAAUAACUGGUGAAUCAUGUACCACAGCAGGUACCUGUAACUUUUUCACUGUGAUGUUGUAUGACUUUCUAAGGUUGGUAGUCAGCAUAGUUUGUAGUAAACAAUUUUUAUUAUGGGAAGUAUAAGUGGAAUGCUACUGAUUCACUAUUUAAAAAACAUUUAUAAGGCUAUUAAAACAUCAUCUGGAAUUAAAGUAAAGCAGCAUAAUUUAUCCCACCCCAACUUUUAACCAUAAAACCCUAUUACCAAUUUUAUUUUAUUUUUUAUUUGCUAUUUUAAUAUUUUAAGAAACUAAAUACAUUUUAAUCACACAGACAAGCAGAUAAGUAAGGCUUCUUCUACCAGGUGGAUUUAUGAAAUGCAAAAUAAGCAAAAGAAAAACAUUUUGCUCCCCACAGACACAGAGAUGUCUUUUAACCCAAAUCUCCUAAUGCAUGAUGGCAGCAAACCCAAAAUAAACGUAGGGUCCUAUGUACUGUUCCUGUAACUGUUGGGAACUGAAUGUAUAUGUUCUUCAGUUUCACUUCUGGAAAUAAAAUUUAGAUAACUUUUUACACAGUUUAUUUGAGUUAAAGAUAGAAAACAAUAUGCUUUUAUGUAAAUUGCUAUGGCAAUCUAAAGUUUACAGUAAUUCCUUUUAUACAUACUUCAUAUCCUUUUAGACAUAAGGGAUAAAGCUAAUCAUAUACUAAGUUUAACAAUAAUCAGAAAAUAUUCUUCAAAAGAAUUUCCUGAAGUGGGUUGGUAGUUAUAAAGCUCAUAAUUGCCAAGAUACUUAUAUUAGGGAUAUGAACCCAAGUCAAUAAAUAAAAAUAAGAUAUUUGUAAAAAAGUGCUGUAGAAGAAGGUGCACAAAAAAACAUGCACUUACACAUACUUUCCAAAAGGAUGUAAACUGUACUUUUAGGCACUGACAUCUCUUCAAAUUUCCUUUACCAACGAUACAUAGCACAAUUUUUGAUGUCUAGAUGGUGCUGUAGGAAGAUGACUAAGGCAACCACGUGCAGAAAAGCAUGUGUGUAAUGCACAGAAAACAUAAAGAUCACAUUCCAAAAGUGAAGAUCUGAAAUGAGUUUGCCAUCUGAAAGGUCUGGAGUGUGUUCCUGUCAUUAAAAAAUGAAAAUAUAUGCCACCACUGGAGUCAUAUCACAAAAUGGUACCUGAUGUGUACACUCUACCUUUAAGAUGACUUUUUAAACAGGCAAGACAUUUCUAUGCUGUUUUAUAGGUGGCUAUGUGACUUCAGUACUUUAUAAUAAAUAGCCAGUCAAUCUUGAGAGCCAGCUACUUCUCUUAAAUUCUAGUACAAGAUAUAAAUAUUCAAAAUAUGGAAUGUUUAACGUAGAUAUUCGAUUGAAAAAAUGACAGUCUUCAAAAUUUCCCAAGUUUUGCUAUAUUGCAUAGCUGAAAAUUCAUCUACUACUUAGAAAAAAGUGCUCUGUUCAUUCAAGCAGAAUUUUGCUCCAAUCUCCUUCAAUUUCCUUCUUUCAUACUGUAUAGUGGAUCCACAAGUUUAUUGUGCACAUGCAUUAGACCUUAAAGAAAAAAAGCACAGUUCCAGUUGUUUUUGUUAAUUUUGAACUAUCUCAUUUAAUUUAGACAACAAAAUAUUUUUUAUAAGAUACAGUAAAUCUGUUUGGUUCUCAUCUUGAUAUAAAAUAGUCAAGUUUAUUGAAAAAGUACAAAUAGAAGUGUUUCAGAAUGUCUAGUUUUAUCUACCUAGCAAAUACCAAUUUAUAAUUAUGUAACAGUGCAGAUCUAGAAUGUGUACAGGUACUUCGGGAGUAACCAGAACAGCAGUUCUUGUCUUCAAAGAGAAUCAGUAUGACAAAUUUGAAUACUUAGAUAAUAUAUUUUAAUUACAUCUAAAAGUUUAUGUUGAUCUUGAUCCUCUGGCAGUUCCUCUACUAGAUUCUAGUGUGGGGCUCAGAACUGCUGUCUUAUUCUUAAUACAUUACCCUAUCCAUUCAUCUGGCAAAUUAUUUUCAACUAGUUUGGCAUGUGUAUUUACGACAAAGGUUAAUUACAAAUUCUACAUUGAGGGAAGGUUACUAAAACAUUACAGAAAACAACCUGUACUAAAUCAUUUACUUCAGAAUAGAAAUUUAGAUUUUAGAUCAGGUAGAUUGUAACUUUCAUUUUAUAAUUGGUACAUAUGCUUGCCUAUGAAAGCUUCUUGGGAAAUAACUGAUCUUCCAGUUGCUUCUGUCUUCAUGCGUCAGUACUAUAUUUCUUUGGGGAGGGCAAAAAGUUCUAAAAAGACUGUCUUUAACCCAAUUAAUAAACUAGAGAUUUUAUAUUUUGGAGGGUAAAUAAAUGAAUUAAAUUUUUCAGGUUAUUAAGAACAUGGGAGGCUGGGGAAAGGUAUUUACAACUCGGUUUUUGCAGGAAAUGGGAUUAAUGGAUUGGAGGGAUAGGGUGCUUGUUAGUACAUAGAUGUUCCUUGUCAGAAAGGCUGCAGAAGGCACUCUAAAAUCCCAGCUUUGAGAAAGACCCACUUUUAAGGGACAAGCAACAAACACUGGCAAGUGUUUGUGUAGUAGUAGAAAUUCUAACCAUAAGAACAGGAGUCUUCAAAGGAAGGAAGGGGGAAGCAUUCCAUUCACUAGUGCUGCAACUGAAAGAGAAUGCUUACUUCUCAACAGCCUACUUGAAGGUCAUAUUAGCACCUGAAACUUAACAACCAGUAGGAGAGGGAAAAACAAAGAUAAGGGUAGUAUCAGCUGUAUGAUUUAGAGGAGGUAGCAUUUUCCAGAGUAUGACUUUGUGGAGGAUUACUUUUCUACUUAAAUAGUAUUCAUCUGUCAUUUGCUAACAACUAUGAUUAUGGAAAGAAUACACAGAACUUUAAAAUACAUGAAACUUAACAUAUAAGGAAAAACAUAAAAAUUCAACUCUGUUAUAAAGUUUGUUUUUCUAUAUAUUGGAUGUAUCUUUUAUACAUCAAACAGGACUGCUUCCAAACUAGAAGUAAGUAUUUUGAAAACUCUCUUAAUGGCUUUUUAGAUAUUAAGUCAGAUAUUUACUGUGACCUCAGGUAAAAACCGACAACUUUCUACAUAUAAAUUUUAUAUAAAUAAUUGCUAGUUAAGUCAAUCAGAAAUAAUUAUUCUGAUAAAAAUGCACCAGACUUCCUGACACCUUACCAAAAGAAAGUUUAAAUGUCACAGAUUCUAACCAAUAUUUAAUCAAAGUAACUUUUAUGGUUUUGACUCAAAAUGAACUCAUUCUACCUUUGUCAAACUACUAGGGUGGAGCCUACAUACAAAGAGAAACAAAUUCAUGAUGACAAUGUCAUGAAAACAUACUAAAAUCAAAGACAUAAAGCUGUUCUAUUUAAAAAGCAAAAGUGAAAAGCAAGAAUGAAUAAAAUAAAUCCCCAGGUACUAAA